AUGUACGACGUCGGCAACAGUAAUCCCCUUGGAGCUGAGUGGACCGAGAAACUAGGUUUCUUUGACCAGCCGUUCAGCAAGCUUCAGGAUGAACAUGCAGCAAGCAGGUCGCGGUCCGUCAACUUCCUGAAUGCUUCAAAUGCGGAACAGUUCGUCCGCUCUCGCUUCCCUAGCAUUUGCAGCAACGAGCUUGGUUGUUGCAAGCGUUUCAAAGCUUCUUUGCGAUUACAACCGGACUUUGAACCAGUUUUUCGUCCCAAACGUCCCGUCCCCUAUGCCGCUAUCUCGACAGCAGAAGCCGACGCUUUGUCUUGCCUCAUCUCAACGCGAGCUGAGGAAUCGUCUGAUGAAGAGGCUGUCAUGGCCACAAUCGAAGCGAUUGAAGCGGAAGUCCAGCAAGUUCUCUCGGGGAUGCUACCGGAAUGCUCCCUGUCACAGCAGACAAAAUUCGCCAACAGACUAAGGCUGAUCCUCUUUUUCAGCGAGUCAUCAAAUCGCUUCAGUCGAAAUGGCCUAAGACCAUUAAUCACCCUCGUCUCAAACAAUUUUUCGACCGCAAGGAUUCGCUGUCCCUAA
Messenger RNA from Soboliphyme baturini, 576 nucleotides. NCBI's taxonomy places the organism in Eukaryota, Metazoa, Nematoda, Enoplea, Dioctophymatida, Soboliphymatidae. The record is from the annotation of a GenBank genome assembly.